This is a messenger RNA of Carlito syrichta (Philippine tarsier), 906 nucleotides long. RefSeq names its product apolipoprotein L5 (gene APOL5). Gene Ontology annotation, molecular function: lipid binding. The record is from RefSeq and is a predicted model, not a curated record. Lineage: Eukaryota; Metazoa; Chordata; Mammalia; Primates; Tarsiidae. Gene Ontology annotation, cellular component: membrane; extracellular region. Gene Ontology annotation, biological process: lipoprotein metabolic process; lipid transport.
AUGGCUCGAGUCAUCCAGUUAGGCCUCGCAGGAGUUGCUGGGACUGUGCUCCGGCCGUCAGCACAUGGUCCCCCAGAGCUCUGGCUGCAGCAUGGACCCUCAGUCCACCUGUCUGCUCCAUACAAGACCAUGCCAGAUGGAAAUCUGUCAGAGGAGGAAGAGCUGUCUCUCUUAUAUUUUCCCUUGGAGAAGUUUAAGCUGGAAAAAACACUUAAAGAACGUAACGCCAUUGCAGACCAAGUGGACACAACCCACACCGUGCUCAUGGAGACCAGCCUGGUGGCCAGCUCCUCAGGGGUUGUUUUUGGAGUCAUGAGCGUCCUGGGUUUGGCUCUAGCAUCUGCCACGGCAGGAGGGCGUCUCUCCCAUGGGAUAGGGCUCUCCACAGCUGGGUGGGGCUGGGCAGCUGCUGCCAUCACCCACUUAGAAAAUAGAAGCAAUUCAGCAGCAAGAGACAAAGCCAGCAGAGUGUCUAUGGUGACAUCAGAGCACAAGACUUUCGGAGAGAGGUUAUCCGAAGUCGAGGCUGAUGGCUUGUGUGCUGAUAGGUCAGUAAGAGACCAGGGCAGCAGGGACCUUCGUGCCUACCCGAUGGCCAAGGCCAACUCUAGCUUCAUGGCUAUGGCCAAGAAUGUCGUGGCCACAAGAUGCAUCCCUUUCUGGAAGGCUGGAGGGGUACAGAGGGCCUUUGGGGGCGUAGCUCUGGCCGUGACCACGGGUGCCUGGGUGACAAGUGCUGCUGGGGUUGGCUGUUCACUCGCGCAGGAUGUGAACAGCUUCCCGAAGAGCCAGAGGCACCUGGAGGAGGGGGCAAGGGCAGAAAUGGCCGAGGAACAGAGUGCUCUUGCAGUGGAAGGUGAGCUGGAUCCGACCCAGCGCCUGGCAGGGCUGAGCCCGUGGCACUGA